Molecule: messenger RNA, 6695 nt
Organism: Lytechinus variegatus (green sea urchin)
Lineage: Eukaryota; Metazoa; Echinodermata; Echinoidea; Temnopleuroida; Toxopneustidae
Product: histone-lysine N-methyltransferase MECOM-like
Exons: 5
Coding region: 620-3727 (1035 amino acids)
Cellular component (GO): nucleus
Source: RefSeq, a predicted model, not a curated record
GGCUGUUUUCUGAUCCGGUUUAGAAGAUCACUUCCAAGACUGCUUUGACCAUUCUCAUUACAAGUUAAACUAGUUAGGAGUAAACUAGUUUUAGGAUGAUAGUGAGAAUGGUGUCUUAGAGACAGACAGAUAAGCAGAAAGAGAGAGAGAGAGGGGAUGAGAGAAAGUGAGAGAGAGUGAAUGAGAAAACUGCAGGUGAAAAUCCAAUGAUAAAAUGGAAGAAUAAUAUCUAACCAGUCAGACACGAAACAAAAAAUCAAUUAGCAGCAUUUGUUAACGAGCUGGCUCACCUAACGUCUAAUUGUUUUAGAGAAUCCCUGCUGGGGAGUGGCUGUGAGAUGAGGGGCGUUAUAUCCAAUGGUGCUACAAUCCACACAUUUAAUAUUGUCUCCUCAGUGGAGUCAUUAUUAAGGUGGGCGUUCAGGUCAGACAUCUGUUCCAUUGGACGGGUUGUACUUUUUAUUGCUUGCAAUUGUGGGAAGUUCGUCAAUCUGAGAUUAAGUGAGACAAUGUUCGCUCUCGAUCAUCCUUUCUGAUUACUGCUUCGUGAAUUAUUGUGGAUGAGUUUGGGAAAGUGAAGUGCUGGGUCGACGCCAGUGAACCAGGGACAGGAAACUGGAUGAAGUACGUGCGCAGCGCCCCCAAGCUGGAGAAUCAAAACAUGGUGCCAGUACAGGUGGAUGGCAAGGUCUUCUACAAGGCCAUUCAUAACAUAGGCACGGGUGAGGAGUUACUCGUUCUUAAAGAUGCAGCCUUUCCUGAUCAAGAAGGAAACCCAAUACAAAUCAUAGAAGAGAAGCAGUAUGAGUGCGAAGAGUGUCAAAACACUUUCAGGUCAAAGGUCGCGCUGAGGAGACACCAGAAGUAUGCUUGUAACAACGCCAACGCCAUUUUCUCCACUCUCAAUCAGGAGUUCAAAGCCAAUGCAGCAAUGGAGACUACCUUGCCAGUGACUGACGAGAGUCGUGCAAAUUCAAUGUCAGAGUGUUCAGACGAAAAACAGGAAGAGGUUGAAAGCAGACCCAACGAAGAGUUUUCUUGCAACGAAUGUGGUCGCACCUUUCACUGGAAAUCAGAUCUUAUCAAGCAUCAGGCGACCCAUUUCGGCGACAGGAUGUACCCUUGCGAGAACUGUGGAAAGUGUUUCUCUGAUCCCAGCAACCUGCACCGCCACAUCCGCUCACAGCACGAGGGUGCCAGAAGCCAUCCGUGCCCAGAGUGUGGCAAGACUUUUGCGACAUCCAGUGGCUUGAAGCAACAUACGCACAUCCAUAGCAGCAUCAAGCCGUUCACCUGCGAGGUAUGCUUGAAGUCCUACACGCAGUUUUCCAACCUCUGCCGACACAAACGCAUGCACGCCAACUGUCGCACCCAACUUAAGUGUGCCACGUGUGGCCAGACGUUCUCUACGGUCACCUCGUUGAACAAGCACCGCCGUUUUUGCCACAAUGCUCAGGUUUUCAACAGCCAGUUGAACACCUCGAUCAAUAGCCCUCACAACAAUCCAAGCUCGGGUGUCCUCUUGCGCGGAAACGCCCCUCUCCUCGGGAUGCCACCAUCUAGCGCCCUCUAUCAGGCUGGUCUUGCACAGAUGUGGAAUGCUAAUCUGCAACUCUCCCAACAGGCCCUGAUGCAGAACAACCUACUUUCUGGUUCCGGCAAUAGCAACGGUGUUAUCAGGGGACCAUAUCCUCUGACUUACCCAUCUCUUGCAGCCCACCCUUCCCUCUUGACAGGAAACCUGACACCUUCCGCUCUUGCAUCAGCCACAGAGAGUACCAACAAGAAUGCCAAAGGGAUGUCAACAGAGGAAUGGCUGCAACACUACACGUUGGGUGCAGGAAGGGACAGAGAGGGUAAGGACCAGACUAGGAAGAUCAAGAGGGAGAAAGAAGAUAGUGAAGAGAGUGAAGCCUCGGUCAGCACUCCAUGUGGAAGUGAGUUGGACUGCAGCUCCUACAGUGAUGUUGAGAGUGAAGCAGAUAUGGAAGUCACAAAGGCCAGAAGAGUGGCUGACUUCGUCAAGAAAGAAAUACCAGAGGACGAAUGUAUGAAUGAAAGUGGAAAAAUAUCACCUGCAGCAAGCGAAUCAUCCUUACAGAGGAAUGGUAGCAGUGAACCCAUCAAAGCCAUUGCAUCCAUAGCAGAUAGAUUCUUCAGUGCAAAUUCAGCAGGUGUAGGUUACGGCCUUCUUAAGAUGAAUCCCAUAUCAAGGUUAGGCAGUAAUCACUCCCCUCCAGCUUUCAAGAAGAUAGACAGUCCAGUCAAGAAACUAGAGCAAACCUUUGACCCAACCAAGAAUCUACUGAAACCCCACAAGCCUGAAGAAAGGAAAGUAGAUGAGCAACCAUUGGACCUGAGUGUACCAAGACCAAAGACCAAAUCCGCUGAUCUUCCAGACAAAGAAGAAAGCCACUUGAGGAGACCACACAUUUUUGGUAUCCCUUCUUCGCUCAUUAGCAAAACAGCAGACAUCCCUGUCAGUGUGGCUUUCUCUUACCCAGGAUCACUUCCUUUGACCAUGGACCCAAUCUACAGGGUUCAGAACGGCCAUGGACCCCCUCCAGAUAAGUACCAAAGGAUGGACAAUGGAGAGAAAGUUCCUGCUGUCCCUAUUCCACUACCUCAUUUCCCUCCAAUGCCUAAAAUUGAUUUUUAUGCUGCAAAUAAGAAUCUGAUGAAGUUCAGGGGUCUCCCAUCUCACCAAGCCUAUGCUUUGAACAGCACCAUGAUGUAUUCAGGGUCCAGUCCAUCGGACAAGAUGGUCAUCCGCAGCAAGGAUCGCUACACCUGCAAGUACUGCGGCAAGCUUUUCCCUCGAUCGGCCAACCUCACUAGGCAUCUGCGUACUCACACGGGAGAGCAGCCCUACUCUUGCAAAUAUUGUGACCGAUCCUUUAGCAUCUCCUCCAAUCUUCAACGCCACGUCCGCAACAUCCACAACAAGGAGAAACCCUUCAAGUGUCCUCUCUGCGAUCGUUGCUUUGGCCAGCAGACCAACCUUGACCGCCACCUCAAGAAACACGAGAGCGAAGACUUCUCGGGAGAUUCUCAGACGCCAGAGAAGAUAAACGGUGAAGAUAGACCACUCCCCUUGAAGAAAAGUGGUGAUUGGUCCGAUGAGCUCAGCGAGAAAGACGAGGCCUACUUCACUGAAAUAAAAAACUUCAUUGGAGUAGCGGAGAUGAAAGCUCGACGGGAUCUCAUGCUAAGAGAACAAGAGGAGAAGAUGGCAAUUGACAGGAGCAAAGACAACAUUGCAAAAGAUGAGGGUGGCCAUCCAGAAAGGGAGUAUGAUGAGGGUGAACCAGAAGAGGAGAAGCAACGACGCGAGAUGAAGCUCAAGUUGAAGCUUCCAUUCCAGGAAUCUGCUGACCAUUCCAAGGUCAUGAUGGAAACGGACCUGUACCGUGACGAUGAGGAUGACAGCAUCCCUCGUACUCCGGACUCCGAGCAAGACAUGCAGUCAGAAGAUGCCAUGUCUGUGUCUGAGUACCAAGACGAAGAUGACAAAGAUGACGAUGCGUCUUCGACAGCCCAGCCGGAUAGCUUGGGAGGAGAUGACGAGACUGGAGACCUUGAAAGGUCGCAGAUAAACGGACGACACUCAAAACUCCAGGCAUAUUCUCUUAUGAUGGCUCUGUCAGAAGAGGAGCGUAAAAAGAACAUUCUAUCCAAGGGACAACCAUUACUCUGCCCUCCCCAACAUACAGCUGCCGUUAUUUAAAAUCAUCUCUGAUGUUGCUCCUCUUACUAACAAAACCUACAUCCUUUCCAUAUCAUUUUGAUAUUCUCUGUUUGCUUAAAAAGCAGGUAACCUAUUCCCAAAAUUCAAAUUUUUUUUAUAUAAAAAAAACUGAACUUUUGUGUAAUAGAUGCACAUAUCUAAAUUAAUGACUAUCCUGUACAAAGACAGGUGACUCUUCAACUUGUCUGUACUCAACUAGUUGAUAAAACUGGCUGUGUUUCGUGAGUUACGAAUAACUACAGAUGACUGGUGAUCCUUUCUUGCGAUACACAAUAUGUCCCUAUGUAGCUGACCCAGCACUUAAGAACAUGCUCCAGUCUGCUCAACUUCAGGAAACAGGUUUGUGAAACCGCCACCAGGUUCAUUGAUGCUGUGCCCUUAUUAGCAAUUCUGUCGCAGUAGGGCAGUAUUACUGGGCCAGUUUACAUUAGGUUUACCAGGACAGGAUAACUUGUGUGCGGUACUUCCAAUUACUAAAAUUAUCAGAUAAAUGUAAUGGCACAUAUUUUGAAGUCAGGUAUAACUUAGACCAUGGUCUAACUCUGUGCGAAAAUUAUGGGAAGCCAAGAGUGUCAAAAUUUGUACUAAGUUGUAUGUUCCUUAUGUUUACUGUGCUCUUUCGUGAUUCAUCGAUGAUGAAGACAAUCAUCUAUAUUUCCUAGACAAUUAUGAAUGAUUUGAGAGCCACAUGAGCUGAAAUAUGAAAUCUCUACUGUUAGCAAUUUGUGAAACACUUGGCUAUCCAUACUUUAACCACAACUUUAAACCUGACUUCAGAAUGCGGGCCAACAAGUUUAAAAAGUGAAGUUAUGUUCUUUAAAAGGAUGAAUGAAAUUUAGAUAUUCCAAUUAUCUAUUUCCAUCGUUGAUUCUUAACUCAAUAAUUAAAAAAAAAAUGAAAUUGCAUAUAACUGAUUGAUUGUAUUCAAUAAAUGCCGGCAUCAAAAUCAAAGUCCGUGCUGAUCACGAUAACCCAUUGUGGCACCUCUACUAAAUGAUUGCUGUCUCUUAUUGAAAUAUCAUUGGCUGAAUAAUAAACUGAAAUGGGUUUUUUUUUGGUAAACAAUUUUUGAAGUGAAAUAAUGUUUUAGGCUGAUUAAUUCCCAUAUUUUAGAUUAUAGUCAAUCUAUAACAGGACAUAUCUAGAAAAAGCUGAUUAGACUCACGUUAGAAGAUUUUGGCGUGGAUAAGGAACCUUUAAGGUCACUUACCUUUUUUUUAGUUCAGAUAUUAACCGCAUCCUUUGCAUGAGACAUGAUCAUGCUCAUUUUUAAUCCGAGAGAUGGUAUUCAAUACAGUUUUCAUUUUUACUAUGAAAGUAUUCGUUUUUACCAAUGCAGGUCACAAUAAAUUCAUAAAGGCUAUAAUAAGCCUCAUAUGGUGUUUGACAAUCAGAUUUCUGUAUUCAAAAAUAGUGAAGAGAUUUUGUAUCCACUCUCUGACAUUUUGUUCUUUGCGAUGAAUGUAGCAUAUACUUUAUUUAUGAAAAAUUGUAAAUAGGAAUCUAAUGACAGAUUUUGCCAUGUUCAUUGUUUCUACUGUACAUAUUUACUAUUUAUUAGGAAGGAUAAUGAUUAGUAUUUGCAAAUGAAUGAUUCUUUGUGUUUGUAUGUUUAAGGGAAAUGUCACUGUAUUGCCAAUUUGACCAUCUCUACUGAUACUGAUCGUGCCAAAUGAAUCAAAAUGAAAUACGGCUAACCCCCUUCUAAUGUAAGGUGAUAUAUUCCAAUGAAUUAUGAAAAAAAGUCUAUUCGAGGGAAACAUAUUAUAGGGAGAAUAUAUUGUAGUUCACUUAUAGCUGAAAUGUAUUCAAAAGUGCUCUUUGAGACAUGUAAAAUGAAAAGUGCCUUUCCAGAUGUUGCUUUCUUGUCAAAUUAGGGAAAAUAGUUUUGACAAAUCUAUAAAUACUGGACUGCCCAUGAAUAUUUCUUCAAAGUAUUCAGAUAUAAUGAAAUUGAAUGCAACUUAACAGGUUGUAUUGAAAAAAUUGCAUAUUGACAAUCUGAUUUUCUCUAGCUGAAUAGAGUGUUCACUAUUUGAUAUAAAUUAUUGAUUUCAUGUUUUUUUGGUUAAAUAAAAAAGGCUUUGUGAUGCUUAAUUAUUUAACAUUGUACAGGAAUACAAUGAAUGUAUUUUCAAACAUUUCCUGUAGUGAAUGAUCAGAAUUAAAAUAAUUCAUUUUUGUUCCCCCUGGUAGGAGUUUAUUGAGCUGUUGUGUUAGGCAAGAUUGAAAUGAAAGAGCCAUAUUUCCCAAAGUGAUAUGAUUUCAUCAAGUGAAAAUGAGAUAGAGAGAGGCCAGCUGCUCUGCUUGUCUGUCGUUCUACUUGUCACUUCUGUGUGAAAACUCAAGAAAGCUACAAAUCAGAACUUAACUUGAUUGAAAAAAAAUCAAAGCAUAAUAAUGAUAAAUUGGUACUUAUAUAGCACAUAAUCAAGUAAAUACAUACAAAUCAUACAAAUUGCUCUGCAUUUUAUAUUGAAUUUUUACAUUUAUUGUGUUUUUAUUCAUUAUAAAGAUAAGUAAAUAAUCAAAUAGUAUGGAAAAGGGAUGAUUACAAAAUCUGCUUUUAAAUCAAAUAGCAUGAUAUUGCAUUUAGUAUUUUACACUUAUGAUAAUGAAUAAUUAAUUGAAAUUAUGACCAAAAAUUUACCUGAAUUUUCCCUUAUUCAUUUCAUUGUUAUGAAAGAAAGCCAUUGUAAAAGUAUUUUCUGAUGGAUGGUUCACUAGUCUUGCCUUCAUGCUUUGUUUUUUAUUUUUCAUUUAUUUAUACAACUUUUCCCUGUGAAGAUAACAGUAAAUAGGUCACAGAUUUUUGACACUGUGGGCUGAUAAAUAGGUUGUGCUUACACUUAGUAUGUAAUAUGUGAUAGAAUGCCGCUGUUUUGACGAAACAGAAGUUACUGAUAAUGGAUGAUUUAAAAAAAAAAUGUUUUAAUCAUCUUUCAGA